This is a messenger RNA of Fulvia fulva, 864 nucleotides long. RefSeq lists its product as uncharacterized. The transcript has 3 exons. The record is from RefSeq and is a predicted model, not a curated record. Lineage: Eukaryota; Fungi; Ascomycota; Dothideomycetes; Mycosphaerellales; Mycosphaerellaceae. Bases 1 to 864 code for a protein of 287 amino acids. Gene Ontology annotation, molecular function: oxidoreductase activity.
AUGAGCGAACACUUCACCCGUCCGACCCGCUCCCUCGCCGGCCGCGUCGCCAUCGUGACCGGCGCAGGCGCAGCAGGCGAAGGCAUCGGCAACGGACGAGCCUCAGCAAUCCUCCUGGCUGAAGCAGGCGCCUCAGUAGUAUGCGUAGAUCUGGACAUCUCACUAGCCCAACGUACAGCCGAAAUGAUCCAAACCGAUGGACACGGGAAAGUAGUGGCGAUCAAAGCCAACGUUGCCUCAGAACCAGACUGUAAAGCUGUCGUUGAGAAAGCGGUCAGUGAGUAUGGGAGGGUUGAUAUUUUGGUGAAUGGGGUUGGAGUUGGUGGUGCGACUGGAACGGCAGUAGAUGUUGAUAUGGCGGCUUGGGCGAAGAGUAUGGAGGUAAAUGUGGGAAGUAUGGUAAUGAUGGCGAAGUAUGCGAUUCCGGAGAUGAGGAAGAAUGAAGGGCAGCAGUGGAGGGGGAGCAUUGUCAAUCUUGCGAGUGUUGCGGGCAUUCGAGGUGGCAACCCGCAUCUGCUUUAUCCUACGAGUAAAGGCGCCAUUGUGAACAUGACGCGAGCAAUGGCAUCGCAUCAUGCUGAGGAGGGUAUCAGAGUAAAUUGUGUGUGUCCCGGCAUGGUGUACACCCCUAUGAUGUACAGUUCUGGGAUGUCCGAAGAGGCAAGAGAAUCUCGAAAGAACCGAAGUCUCCUCAAGACAGAAGGUACUGCAUGGGAUGUCGGAGCUGCGAUCAGGUUCCUGGCUGGUGAUGAAGCUCGGUGGAUAACAGGCGUGAUACUGCCUGUGGAUGCAGGUGCGACUGUCGCAACAGGCUCUGAUGUUCCAAGCGUGAAUCCAGAGGCAGCUGCUCAACCGAGCCAGUGA